UCACACAUAGGCGUCCCCUGCUCCCAAGUGUUAAAACAUUAGUUCCUGUUUCUCCUUCCGGUCCCGGUUAUUAUUGCAUCAGCAUCUCAUUCAGCACUGUGGAAAUGUCGAGCUCAGCAGAGACAGCCUUUGAGUUUGGCUUCUUGCUGCAGAUUAACGAGGAGGCUGCGCUCACCGCGGCCCUGAACGACUACCUCACCUCACGCAGCUACCUGGCGGGUUUCGGCCCCUCCCAGGUCGACUUGAGAGCCUUUAGGCUCCUUCCCAGACCCCCCGACCCGCAGCACGUCCACGCUCUGCGCUGGUACAGACACAUUUCCGCCCUGCAGCAGGACCUCGCCGCAGACGGCAGCAUGAAAGGGAGGCGGGUCCAGCCUCCAUGGUCUCCACCCGCAGGAACAGAGGUUCCUCAGCUGCGGUUCUACAACAGCCUGACCAGAACCAAGGAGCCGUUCGUUCCUCAGAAGGGCAACAGAGUGACGUGGUAUUGCUGCGGGCCCACAGUGUACGAUGCGUCACACAUGGGACACGCCAGGUCCUACAUUUCCUUUGACAUCCUGCGCCGGAUACUGAGGGACUACUUCAAAUACGACGUCUUCUACUGCAUGAACAUCACCGACAUUGAUGACAAGAUCAUUAAAAGGGCCCGGCAGAACCACCUUCUGGACCAGUACAGAGAGAAGCAACCAAAGGCAGCGAAGAUCCUGCAGGACGUCCUUAGUGCACGAGUGCCCUUCCAGGAGCAGCUGGUUUCCACCACAGACCCAGAUAAGAAGGAGAUGUUGGAGCGACUCGAUGCCGCCGUCACAUCGGCUCUGCAGCCGCUGCAGGGGGCGAUGGAGAAGAACGCAGCAGAUGAAGUCCUACAACCUUUGGCUCAGGUGUUGUUGGAGAAAUCCAAGGAUCUUCUGUCAGAAUGGUUGGACAAACAGUUUGGAAGCCAAGUCACCGAGAACUCCAUCUUCUCUGUCCUUCCUAAAUACUGGGAAGGAGAGUUCCACAAGGACAUGGAGGCCCUGAACGUUCUACCUGCGGAUGUUCUCACCCGAGUCAGCGAGUACGUGCCGGAGAUCGUGGAGUUUGUGGAAAAGGUCGUCUCAAACGGUUACGGGUAUGAGUCCAACGGUUCUGUCUACUUUGACACCCAGAAGUUUGAUUCCAGUCCGCAGCACUCGUACGCCAAACUGGUUCCAGAGGCUGUGGGAGAUCAGAAAGCUUUGCAGGAGGGAGAAGGCGAUCUGAGCAUCUCUGCAGACAGACUGAGUGAGAAAAAGUCCCAGAACGACUUUGCCUUGUGGAAAGCCUCAAAGCCAGGGGAGCCGUCCUGGGACUCACCGUGGGGGAAGGGCCGGCCGGGUUGGCACAUCGAGUGUUCGGCCAUGGCUGGCUCCAUCCUAGGAGAGUCUAUGGACAUCCAUGGAGGAGGAUUUGAUCUCCGCUUCCCCCAUCAUGACAACGAGCUGGCCCAGUCUGAGGCGUUCUUUGAGAACGAUCACUGGGUGCGUUACUUCCUACACACUGGUCACCUGACCAUCGCCGGCUGCAAGAUGUCCAAAUCACUCAAAAAUUUCAUCACCAUUAAAGACGCUUUGGCCAAGAACACAGCGCGACAGCUCCGCUUGGCCUUCCUCAUGCAUUCCUGGAAAGACACCCUGGAUUAUUCCUCUAACACCAUGGAGUCGGCCGUCCAGUACGAGAAGUUCCUGAAUGAGUUCUUCUUGAACGUCAAAGAUAUCCUGAGAGCUCCCACAGAUCUCACCAGCCGCUUCGAGAAGUGGGAGGCUGCCGAGAUCGAGCUGAACAACAGUUUCUAUGACAGGAAGUCUGCCGUCCACCAGGCCCUGUGUGACAACGUGGACACGCGCGGCGCCAUGGAGGAGAUGAGGUUGCUGGUCAGCCACAGCAACAGCUACAUCGCUGGCAGGAAGAGCUCCAAGCUGAGGCCCAACCGCCUGCUGCUGGAGAGCAUCGCCUCAUACCUCACCAACAUGCUGAAGAUCUUUGGAGCGAUCGAAGGUUCGGAUUUCAUCGGUUUUCCUGUCGGAGGCCAAACAGUCGAUCUGGAGAGCACGGUGAUGCCGUACCUCGCCGUGCUGUCGGACUUCAGAGAGAACGUCCGGCGAAUCGCCAGAGAGCAGAAAGUAACGGCGCUGCUGCAGCUGUGCGACGUGGUGCGGGACGACACGCUGCCGGAGCUGGGAGUCCGACUGGAGGAUCAUGAAGGUCAGCCCACCGUGGUGAAACUGGUGGAUAAGGAGACUUUAUUGAAGGAGAAAGAGGACAAGAAGAAGAUGGAAGAGGAGAAGAAACGGAAGAAGGAAGAAGCUGCCAGGAGGAAACAGGAGCAGGAGAUGGCGAAACUGGCCAAGAUGAAGGUCCCUCCAUGCGAGAUGUUUCGCUCCGAAACAGACAAAUAUUCCUCAUUUGACGACACGGGUUUUCCCACUCAUGACGCGGAGGGAAAGGAGCUCAGCAAAGGCCAGGCGAAGAAGCUGAGGAAGCUCUACGAGGCUCAGGAGAAGCUUCACAACGAAUAUCUUCAAAUGAACCAGAACGGAAACUGAGCCCUGCAGACCAUCCAUGCGACGUCACCCUCUGCUUUUAUGUUCAUAAACACGUUUAAAUCAGCUCCCAAAUCUCUACUUUAUUUUUUGCAUUGAAAGAGAAACAUUUUCUAAGUUUCCCCAUGAGCAGAAAGGAACUGGGUGAUGUUCCUUCUAGUUUUUCUAAUUUUGGAUUAACUGGGAAACCUUUGAUCAAGUUAGAUUUUCUCUGUUAAUGGGGAGAAACGCUGGAAUCAGGGAGUGACUGGAUGAGCUUCUCCCAGGAUCAAACAGCGUCACAUGCAGCUGGAUGUUGAACUUCCUCCUCAUGUUCCUCAUCAAUCUUCACCCAUUCCUAAUCCCAGCAACGUCUUUGUCAAACUAACUUAGUUCCUAUUUGUUGUGAUGUGGGUCCAAUUCCGCUAAUAAAUUCCAGGACAUGACUGAACACAAGCGGCCUGAACUCUGAGGAGCUGCUUAAUGAAGGAAUAGGAUGUUUUCAGGGAGUAAUGUACAAUCCGAAAGGUUGUAGAAAAUAAUCUGGGAGUAUUUUAAUCCAUCCAUUCAUUACAGUUUGUAUUUUUCUACCAUCAGUCAGAAAGCUGUGGUUCUUUGAUGCUGAGGCUGCAGGAUGCUCGAAUAAAGAGUCACAGAAAGUGUCUUUA
Molecule: messenger RNA, 3208 nt
Organism: Cyprinodon tularosa
Lineage: Eukaryota; Metazoa; Chordata; Actinopteri; Cyprinodontiformes; Cyprinodontidae
Gene: cars1
Product: cysteinyl-tRNA synthetase 1
Exons: 23
Coding region: 105-2564 (819 amino acids)
Biological process (GO): cysteinyl-tRNA aminoacylation
Cellular component (GO): cytoplasm
Molecular function (GO): cysteine-tRNA ligase activity; ATP binding
Source: RefSeq, a predicted model, not a curated record